AAAAAAGAAAAAAGAAAAAUAGCUUUUUAAUGUUGAUCAUAUCAUAUACCAUGGCUAUGCCAUCCAUAUAAUUCUCACUCAUUAUUUUUGUUGCUUAAAGCUUGCCUGCCCUUUCUCUCCAGUCUCUUGACCCUUAUCCUUUUCUUUCUUUCUCUCUCUCACAAAAGAGAGAAAAAACAACUCAUCAGCUGCUGAGCUGCCACCUUCCCCCAUCUGCAAAGAAUUUCAUGCUCCACAGUCCUCAAGAAAAAAAAUAGAGAAAGAAGAGAGAGAGAGAGAGAGAGAGAGACCCACUACUAGGCCAGGCCACCACUAAGUGAUAGAAAUUGAGCUCAGCUGGGUCAGCUACAGUUGUACGAACCAGGAGAGAGCAAAAAAGAAAAAAUAUUUUUUAAAAAAAGUAGUGAGAGAGAGAGAGAGAGAGAGAGAGAGAGAGAGAGAGAGAGAGAGAGAGAGAGAGAAAGAAGGGCCGUCCCCUCCAUAUGAUCAUGGAAGCUGAAAAUGGGAUCCGCUGCAGGCCCAAUUUUCCACUACAAUUUCUAGACAAAAACCAAGAUGAUGACAUCCAAGAAGCGCCAGGAGACCCGGGUUCCAACCCGAACCGACCCGGCUCCUCCCUCACCCAAGAGCAGCAACCCAACAACGGCAAGAAGCCUCCUCCGAAGAGGACCUCCACCAAGGACAGGCACACAAAAGUGGACGGGCGAGGCCGCCGGAUCCGUAUGCCGGCCACGUGUGCCGCUAGGGUUUUCCAGCUCACGAGGGAGCUAGGGCACAAGUCCGACGGUGAGACCAUUGAGUGGCUUCUCCAGCAGGCCGAACCCGCCGUCAUCGCAGCCACCGGGACCGGCACCAUUCCAGCCAACUUCACCUCCCUCAACAUCUCGCUGCGGAGCUCCGGCUCUAGCAUGUCGGCGCCGUCGCACUACUUGAGGCCAAACAGCAGUAAUUAUUUCAUGAACUUUAACCCCAACAACUUGGGUGCAGCAGCUGCGUCGCAGCUGAUUAUGGACGAGAACUCGCAGCGCGGCAGGAUUUUGUUCCCCGGCGUUGGGUUGUUGUCGUCUGAGAGCUCCCCGUCGUCGUCUAUGUUGUUGAAUUUCAACAAUGCCAUGUUGGAAGCCAAGCGCGAGUUACGUGAUCAGGGCGGUUCUCUCGGUGAGGUGUCCGAGGGCGGCGAGGCCAGCUCCAUGGGAAGGAAGCGAAUUAGGCCGGAGCAAGAUUUGUUAUCGUCUUCGUCGUCCUCGUCCUCGUCAUCACAAAGUAGUCAUCAUCAGAUGGGAAUAUCGAACAGCUACAUGUUGCAAUCAGCCAGCACGGGGUCAAUUCCGGCGAGUCAAAGUACAAUUCCGGCGACAUUUUGGAUGGUGGCAAAUAACCCUAGUAGCGGCAGCGGAGGCGGCGGUCAUCAUGUCCAUGAGCCUCCCAUUAAUCCCAUGUGGACAAUUCCUAGUAUUAAUAAUGGUAUUAACAGCAAUAUGUAUAGGGGGGCUUCGGUGUCUUCUGGGGGCGGGCAUGGUCUGCAUUUUAUGAAUUUUGCUCCACCUCCAAUGGCGGCCAUAUUACCUAGCCACAUGGGAUCAACUCCUCACGGAGGUGGAGGCUCAAUUGCCGACAGCCACUUGGGUGUGAUGGCGGCGCUCAACGCGUACCGGCCGAUUCUGGGGGGGGUCAUGGCGGAGCCACCGGGUGGGAAUAAUGGACAGCAUUCACACCAUGGAGCAGACGAGGGACAUGAUCGUGACAGCAAUGCUAGGUAGUUACCACUAAUCCUAGGUCAAGUACUACAACAAAUAGUGUGGCACUGGUGCUUUUAUUUUUUGUUUUUAUAAAUAAUUACUACUUCCUAAUUAAGUGCGUAAAUAUGUUUGUUUUUCAAUGAAGGUGCAAGCUUGACAGAAUGGCAUUGAGUUUGAGUUUAAUUUUCGAUUCUAGUGUGGAAAUUUUGUUAGGGUUUGAUGAAUUGAGGAGAAUUUUAAUUCAUAAUUAAGGUGUUUUUGAGUGUGAC
This is a messenger RNA of Prunus dulcis (almond), 2008 nucleotides long. RefSeq names its product transcription factor TCP15-like. The record is from RefSeq and is a predicted model, not a curated record. Gene Ontology annotation, molecular function: DNA-binding transcription factor activity; sequence-specific DNA binding. Gene Ontology annotation, cellular component: nucleus. NCBI's taxonomy places the organism in Eukaryota, Viridiplantae, Streptophyta, Magnoliopsida, Rosales, Rosaceae. Bases 483 to 1760 code for a protein of 425 amino acids. The transcript has a single exon.